AUGGUUCAGCUACCUGCGUCGAAGCGUGCGGCCACUGAGGAGCAGAUGAAGGCUCUGGCCCAGCAAAGCAAGGAGGCUGAAGAGAAGCUCAUAGCACAGAAGAAAGCGAAGCGACCGGCUGACAAGUCGAGAUCCUCGGCGUCUAUGGCGGCCCUUGUUCGACAAGGCUUGGCUGGUGGGGACACCAUGGCUCUUGAUCGGGUCCUUCAUACUACCAACAAUGCUGUUAUGGCAGCUACUGCGAGGGACAUCACUGGUCCAGAAGCUGCACAGAUAUUGUCGCACAUUUGCAUCGCUUUGGACAAGUCUCCCGCUCGGGCCGUGGUCCUGUCGGAAUGGACACGCAAUCUGCUGUUGGUCCAUGCUGGCUACCUCUCUGGGCAUCCUGAGGACACCAAAGCAGUUAUUGCUCCCUUGUUGGCGUCCUUCCACCAACGUACUGCGUAUUACUCUGCUUUGUCCAAGCUGCACGGUAGAGUCCAAGCAGUGAUUAACGUAUGCACUACUCAACAGCGUGCAGCUAAGGUGGCCCCUCCCGAGCCCUUGGCGAAGUACGUCGAGUCCCCUAACGGUGGAGAUGAUGCUGCCUAUGAUAAUGACGUUGCUAUGGAGACAGACGAGGACAGUCUUGACGCGAUGGAUUCGGAAAGCGACGAUGAUGGGGAUGACGAAGGGUACGGUGGAGCUAUUGAAUGCCUUAUACCUAAGGGGUUUGCCGACUCCAGCACUGUACGGACUGUGCCUGAUUACCAGGAGGUCUUUACCAAUGUGGUAGACGAUUCUGGUGCUAGUCUUGUGAUCGAGUUGUUGAACUUCGUAGAGGAGCUCAAGGAGUCUGAUGAGGUUGCAAGGCACUUCUUCAGCGACCUAGCCGAAGCCACUGAUAGUGUAUCGUAUGACAUCGACGAGAUUAGCUGUCGGAAGGCAGCGAAUGGAGACUCCCUGGGAAUGCACCUCCUACACGUGUUGUUGGCAGGUUAUGGUGAACGGGCGUCAUAUACACGACAAGGAAGGACUCAAAUGGACACCAUUGGCGAUGGGGAUAAGGCGUAUGCCACGUCAGCCGACUUGAGCAUCCCCUCGCUGCCGGCGCGGUUUGCAGUACGUACAGUACCUGGUCGAGACGCCACUGAGCCUUGGAGGCACUUCGAGGAAUGGCAGACGGACCGAGCCUUUGAUUCAUUCGAGCACAGGCGAGCGAAUAGUCCUAUCACGCGACCACCCAUGCCCGAAGUGUCGACUACAAGACCCACUACAGGAAGUGACAGAGUCUCUGGAGGAAGAACUGUGACACCCGGUGGAGGGCCAGCUCCGGCCGUGACCAUGCCGGGUAUUGAGGUGAACCCACACAGUCCGAGGGAUGUGCAGAAGGAUGACAGUAGUAGCAUCACCAAACCAGACACGACCGGCCCCGAUACUGCUGCCCUGCAAGCUGAACCCACUGGAGCGUUCAACGCUAAUGACUUCUUUGGGAAACGCGAGCAAGACUGCCGUGACUCGUGCGGUGAAACCACCUGUGUUAGUGUCUUGUCGGACGAGGCCAGGGACGCCGCCGGGAACCGCCUGCCAGAAGCGAUGUGGAUGGGUAACGAGACCGACCCAUCGCUCAAUACCUGCAUAUGCUAUAAUAAGGACCUCAUCUCUGAUGAGACUUGUGAAAGCGAUUGCGGUUUGUAUGGCAACUACAUCCAAUCGAAGCCGCACAAGGAAGCCUACAGUAGAACGUGCAAGAAAAUGUGCGGGCUUAUCAAGGAGAUGCGCAUAGAGGUUGAAGAAGGGAGGUCAUUCUUCUUGCCAAUGAUGCUUCCCUCUGCUUCACGGUUCGGUCUACAAAGCUUUGGCAGAAAUUUUUGCUCAGCUGCUGCUGUCGGUGGUAGUAGCACUGUUAAGCGAAUAAAUAACUACGCGGAUUACGAGGCGUUGAAGCAGACGUCUCACAUGAUGGUUGGAUGGUUCGCGGCGAAGUGGUCUACUGGUGCCAAGAUGUUCGAGCCGGAGUUUGAGAAGCUCUCGACAAGUUACCCUGAGGCUACUUUUUAUAAAGUUGAUAUGGAUGAGGUCCCUACCGCGGCAUACGAUAUGGAAGUUGAAGACUCCCCGCAGAUUGCGAUUCUUCCAUUAGGGUGGAAGCCGGAUGGAAGCCGUUUUGACAAGACGGAUCUCAUCUCUAUUCGAGCAGAGCUAGGGCGCUAUGAUCGUGUGGUUGCGAAGGCGAAGGAGGCUUUGGAGCAAAUCAAGCUCGGCAAGAAGGAAGAGGAACCCAAGCCAUGGGUGUUCGAUCCCUCGACGGGCACUACCUUGCCGGCUCAUCAGAGCUACUAGGUAGUAGUAGUAGUCCUCUGUAGGGGGUGACAGUCGGGCCGUGUCGUGUUGUGACUGACCUGACGGACGUGACAUUGUUGUUGCAUUUCGUGCACAUCCUGUUCACUGCUUUGAAGAGAGGGUAGUGUGGGUGUUUCUCGGG
Perkinsus marinus ATCC 50983 is the source of this 2464-nucleotide messenger RNA. RefSeq lists its product as hypothetical. Gene Ontology annotation, biological process: maturation of SSU-rRNA from tricistronic rRNA transcript (SSU-rRNA, 5.8S rRNA, LSU-rRNA). Lineage: Eukaryota; Perkinsozoa; Perkinsida; Perkinsidae. Gene Ontology annotation, cellular component: nucleolus. The record is from RefSeq and is a predicted model, not a curated record. Bases 1 to 2322 code for a protein of 773 amino acids. The transcript has 24 exons.